This is a messenger RNA of Daldinia caldariorum, 1329 nucleotides long. RefSeq names its product Emopamil-binding protein. NCBI's taxonomy places the organism in Eukaryota, Fungi, Ascomycota, Sordariomycetes, Xylariales, Hypoxylaceae. The transcript has 2 exons. Gene Ontology annotation, biological process: sterol metabolic process. The coding region runs from base 152 to 928 and encodes 258 amino acids. The record is from RefSeq and is a predicted model, not a curated record. Gene Ontology annotation, cellular component: endoplasmic reticulum; membrane. Gene Ontology annotation, molecular function: cholestenol delta-isomerase activity.
CCGCCAGUUUUGAACGUGCAUGGUUAAUUAUUACAAUUCCCCUCCAUCUUAUUUUUUUAUACUAAAAAAAAACAAACAAUUUGUUUUCCACAUCAGCAACAGGUUGCGUGUAAUUCUAUUAGUUUAGUUCCACGUAUCUAAUUGAAUCGCAAUGGCUUCUCUCAAGACUUCCUUCCCCCCGGAUCUAUUCGACCGAACUACGCUCGUGUCCCUCGCUUCAACCGUCGCGAUUUUGGCUGUCGCUUACCUCCUAUCACUGCAGGCACUCGAUAAAAAGACGCCCACAAGCCAUCGGUUCUUAUUCAUAUGGCACGCAUUCGAUGCAUUGAUCCACUUCAUUCUCGAGGGGAGCUUUCUUUACCACUGCUUUUUCUCGUGGAUACCCCUUUCCAACGUGCCUAACCCGCAGUGGUUGGCGCCCACCGCCCGCAAUUACCUUGGCCACACCGACCGCGCUUACGGCUCGCAGGCUGGUGGUAACAAUCCGUUUGCACAGCUUUGGAUGGUGUAUGCGAAGGCGGAUCGGAGAUGGGCCGGUGCAGAUUUGACAGUUAUUAGUCUCGAGCUCCUGACGGUAUUCAUCGCCGGCCCACUCGCUUGCCUCAUCUGCUACGGUAUCGCGAAGAAGGAUCCGCGCACCAACAUUCUCCUGAUCAUAAUCGCAACUAUGGAGCUAUACGGUGGUUUUAUCACCUUCUGCCCCGAGUGGCUAACCUCGAACUACAAUCUCAACACAAGCAACUUCAUGUAUAAGUGGGUGUACCUGGUAUUUUUCAAUAUGCUCUGGGUUUUCAUCCCCCUAUACGCGAUCUGGGUGGCCAUCAAGGAUAUCGACAAUGCAUUUACCAUAAGGGAAAAAGUUGUGAUCAAGGUUGCAAGCAAGUCUUCGUCGUCGUCGUCCUCCUCCUCGUCAAGAAAAAGGCAGUAAAAAAAGGCAGUAGGGUUUAUGGAAUAUCUAAUGACUUGGAAGACAAUUUCUAGGGGUAUAUUUUGUCCUCCAGCUUCGGUAUGCAGUCGGCGUCUGGAGACGUUGGCCUUGAUGCUAUGGUAUGAUACCCAUUAGUGAUUACUUGCUAAUGACAGGUGAGGGAGCUAGUUUCACGAAUUCACGGUCUUGAGUUGGGUACUUAUGUUUGAAUGAGGAUGGUCAAAUACCUAUAACAAUGAAUAAAACUACUCACGCUGAAGCUGAUAGAAUUAAUACAUUGUGGCUUAAUGUAGAAGACUACCUAGGAAUGAAACGUGAAGGGUAAACUUUAGGUGGUUGCGCCAUUUCACCCCAACCCGAGUUGUCCUCAGCCUGCAUAUCCAGAACGAAAUGUAUGGCGG